AUGGGAGCUUACUUGUCGGCACCUAAAACGAAUAAGGAGUCCCUGGAUGGAGGAAACUUAGAGCUAGACCCAAGCAGAUAUGGACUGUCGUGCAUGCAAGGAUGGAGGAAGAACAUGGAAGAUAGUCACAUUUGCUACAACAAUCUGAAAUUGAACGAAAUAGAGGAGGACGUAUCCAUUUAUGGUGUUUUCGAUGGACAUGGAGGACCAAAUGUAUCAAAAUGGAUUUCAUAUAAUUUCAGAAGGAUCUUUUUAAAAUGCAUAAAAGAAGCUAGUGAGGAAUUAACAAAGAAAAAUCUCAACAAGUCUAAACAUUAUAAAUUAAAACUAAUAAAAUUAACCCUUGAAAAAACAUUUCUGAAAUUAGAUGAAGAAAUGCUUCUCACGGAAAAUCAAGAAAAAUUAAAAAAAUAUAGCGUACCAACACAGGAAAAUGAAGAAGAAUCGGACACAAGGGAAAAUUAUUUGUACUCCAUUUUGAACGACAUAAUAUCGAAAAAUAUAAGCAUCAAAGCUAUAGAGAAAGAUGGGAAGAGGUGCUUACAGGUUGUUUAUAAUAAGGAAGGAAAUCCAGUGGAUGAUGGCAACGCAGAAUCGUCCACCACGCUGGCCGAUGAGGAAAAUAACAAAUCGCCAGACUUGCUAGGCAGUACGGAUAGUAUAGUUAAGGAGGAGGAAGAAGAAGUUGACGAAGAUGGUGAUGAAGCUGGGGAAAAGGGGAUAGCAAAAGAGGACGGAGCGAAUAACGAUGCCGUGAAGAAGGAGAGCUCCAAAGAUGGUGGAAGCACACAAGAUGGAAACAAUAAAACCUUAAAGAAAGACGACGAAAUUUCGGAAGGCUUAACUGCUAACGGUGGAGAAGAAAAAGGUGCCAUCAAGGGGGAAGUAGAAAAGAGCGAAAAGACGGAAGAAGAUGAGGAGAAAAAUAAGGAAGCAAAUGUUGCAGAGGGCAAGGUGAAAGAGGAGGAUGGUAAGGAACACGUCGAUGGGUAUGCCGACAAGGGAGAAAGCGCGGAAACAAAUACGAAGAGGUUAAAGAAAGGCAUGAAUAACGAGUAUUCGAGCAGCGAAAAGGAGAGCAACAAGGAGGAAGAUCUCUCCGAUGGUGGUAGUGGUAGCACAUGCGAACCGGUGGUGAAAGCCGAACUGACGUAUGACAAUCUAAAAUGCAUGGAGGAGGCCGCAGCCAAAGAAGCGAAAAAUAAUGGGCCAAACGGGAACUUACCAGGGUUUGAUGAAAGCGCACUGAGGUUAUAUGAAAAAGGAAGCAGCAGCAGCGAAGAAGGAUUUUCCUAUGACGAGGCUGUGACAAAUGUUAUCGAUAACAACAUAAGUAGUAACAACGACGCCAGUAACGAGGCAGACGAUUGCAAUGGGUUAUAUUCGUCCGAUGAGUUACGCCUAUUUGAAAAUUACUACUCAAAUGACUAUGAAGAUAACAUAGCUUAUAGUUGCGGGUCGACAGCAAUAGUUGCAGUUAUCCUUAAGGGGUACCUUAUAGUGGCCAAUGCAGGAGAUUCGAGAGCCAUCGUUUGUUUUAAUGGGAACUCCUUAGGUAUGUCCACUGAUCAUAAGCCCCAUUUGCAGGAAGAAGAAGCCCGAAUUAAAAAGGCAGGAGGAUAUAUUUCCAAUGGAAGGGUAGAUGGAAACUUAAAUUUGACAAGAGCAAUUGGUGAUUUACACUAUAAAAGGGAUCCAUUUUUACCUCAGAAGGAUCAGAAAAUUUCUGCUUUCCCGGAAGUUACUUGUGUUACCUUAACCCCGGAAGAUGAAUUUUUAUUCCUUGCUUGUGAUGGUAUUUGGGAUUGUAAGGAUGGACAAGACGUGGUUGGGUUUGUGAAGACGAGACUUGAAAAGUUCGAAGAACCAACAAGUGAUGAAACUGUCAUUGACAAUACAGGCAACAAUAAUGAAAAUGCCACAACGACUAUUAUGACGAAUGAAAAUAUCGUUAACAGUAUGGGCAAUGAGGAAAACGACAAAUCGAAGGAGGUAGAACAAAGUGAAGGAAGCAAGGAGAAGGAAAAUGCAGAAGGAGGGGUAGUUGGCUCACCGAUAGGUAAGAAGAAAAACAAGAAGACUGCCAAAGGCACGAAUAGCAACGAUGAGGGUGUUGAAAAUGGUAGCGAGCAAGAAGGCACAAAGGAACAAGGAGGCCUUUCUGAAGAUGCUCACGUGGAGGACGAAAAUGAAGAUGAUGAAGAGGAUGAUGAAGAAAACAUCAGUGGAAUGGGAACCCACGAUGGAUUAGACCUGGAUGGGUAUGAUGAGGACGACGCGAAAUUCGAUUCCGCACCAGUUAUUGUGAGGAAAAAAUUCGAAAAAUUUAAUAAACUCUCCCAGAUUUGUGAAGAACUGUGUGAUGAGUGCUUGUCGAACAAUUACAAAGAGAACGAUGGAAUUGGAUGCGAUAACAUGACGUGCCUGAUCGUUCAGUACAACCCCGUUUAUAAAAUACACACAGAGAAGAAGUUUUUAAAUAUAGACGAAAUUGAGUAG
Messenger RNA from Plasmodium coatneyi, 2499 nucleotides. Its product is annotated as Protein phosphatase 2C. The transcript has a single exon. Lineage: Eukaryota; Apicomplexa; Aconoidasida; Haemosporida; Plasmodiidae. The coding region runs from base 1 to 2499 and encodes 832 amino acids. Gene Ontology annotation, biological process: protein dephosphorylation. The record is from RefSeq and is a predicted model, not a curated record. Gene Ontology annotation, molecular function: protein serine/threonine phosphatase activity; cation binding.